This is a messenger RNA of Closterium sp. NIES-67, 2111 nucleotides long. The record is from the annotation of a GenBank genome assembly. NCBI's taxonomy places the organism in Eukaryota, Viridiplantae, Streptophyta, Zygnematophyceae, Desmidiales, Closteriaceae.
CUCGAGUUUCGAAAUGCGACGGCCAUAACCAGCUCCCUCUGAGCCUGAUGAUCCUGAUCUUUGUCGUAGCCUUCGACGCUUUCUCUCUUUCUGGUGGGAUAGUUGGCGAAGAAGCUCAGUUCUGAGAGCGAGAUUUCCCGUGGUCGAUCUCCGUCUUUUCCCUUUUUCCUGAACGAAAAUUUCCUUUCACCGAGGAGCGUUGUUGUGAGUCCCGCGAUCGUGUGACUCAAUUGUUAGCACCACAACUCGCUCUUCUCGACUGCGCUGCUAUCACUUGCAGUCUAGAGAUGUCUCUCCCUACUCACGCAGUGUCGGCGUCCAGACUCCACAGCUUGCCAACACUCCAGGCAGCUUGCAUAUCCGCUAAGUCCUCAUCUCCCAGCUGCUUCCGAAAAAGCUUCGUCUCCGCGCCGUUGCCUAUCGGAUGCGUCAGGAAGCCCGCGUCAGCAGCUGUUAACUGCAGCCCUGGAAGCAGCAGCAUUAGCAGGCAGCGGCGACGGGUGGGAGGGAGAGGCGUGGUCGCAGCCAGCCCUCCCACGGAGGAGGUGGAGGUGCAAACCGAACCGUUGACCAAGGAAGACCUGGUCAACUACCUGCGGUCCGGCUGCAAGCCCAAGGAUAAGUGGAGGAUCGGCACGGAGCACGAGAAGUUCGGGUUCGACCAGAAGACGCUGGAGCCGAUGAGCUACGAGCAGAUCGCGACGCUGCUGGAGCACAUCGCGGACCGCUUCUCGUGGGACAAGAUCAUGGAGGGCGAUAAAAUCAUUGGAUUGCGAUCGAACGGGCAGAGCGUGACGUUGGAGCCGGGGGGUCAGUUCGAGCUGAGUGGCGCGCCCCUGGAGACGGUGCACCAGACGUGCGCUGAAGUCAACGGGCAUCUGUACCAGGUGAAGUCGAUCUGCGAGGAGGAGCACGUGGGGUUCCUGGGCCUGGGUUUCAACCCCAAGCACACCCUGCAGGAGAUCCCCAUCAUGCCCAAGGGUCGCUACACCAUAAUGCGCAACUACAUGCCCAAGGUGGGGUCGCUGGGGCUGGAGAUGAUGUUCCGCACGUGCACCGUGCAGGUCAACCUCGACUUCGACUCGGAGCAGGACAUGGUCGACAAGUUCAGGGUCGGCCUGGCGCUACAGCCGGUUGCCACUGCUUUGUUCGCCAACUCGCCCUUCCUCGAGGGCAAGCCCAAUGGUUACCUCAGCUACCGCAGUCGGGUGUGGGAGGACACUGACAAAGACCGCACGGGGGACCUUCCCUUCGUUUUUGAGGACGGCUUUGGGUUCGAGCGCUAUGUGGAGUAUGCCUUGGACGUGCCCAUGUACUUUGCGUACCGUGACCAGCGCUACAUCGACGCCACAGGGCUGUCCUUCAGGGACUUCCUGAAUGGCAAGCUGCCUGUGCUGCCCGGUGCCUAUCCCACCCUGAACGACUGGGAGAACCACCUCACCACCAUCUUCCCUGAGGUGCGGCUGAAGCGGUAUCUGGAGAUGCGGGGCGCGGAUGGCGGGUCGUGGAGGAGAAUAUGCGCUCUGCCCGCCUUCUGGGUGGGUCUGCUGUACGACCGAGAGUCCCUGGACGCAUGCAAGCGAAUCAUCUCAGACUGGACCGAGCUUGAACGCUCCGCCCUGCGCACGCAUGUGCCUCGCAUGGCCCUCAAAACCCCCUUCAGGGAAGGUCUGCUGCAGCAUCUGGCACAGGACUUAGUGAAAAUCAGCAAGGAGGGGCUGCAAAGACGAGGCUACAGGGAAGCCAACUUCCUCAAAGAGCUGGAGAACAUCGCCGCUACAGGCAUCACUCCAGCUGAGCGCAUGUUGGAGGCGUACCAUGGCAGGUGGGGGGAGAGCGUGGACCCCAUCUAUAAGGAGCUCAUCUACUAGCCAUCCUUUUGAGAGACCUGCAAUCUACAAGACGCUCAUCUAGUAGCUUGUACUGUACCUAGGAUAUCGUUAACAUGCUGCUCGUCGGACGAGUACUUAACAUUCUUCCAAUGCAUGUACCAUUGGCUCUCGUAAGAGCUGGAGGGAGGGAGACCCUUGGCUUUGCAUGUGUAGUAAAGCCUUAUGAACAUGCCUUCAUACAUCUCUAUCAGCGGGUCUCACUAGGCUGGAUAGCUAUCA